CGCGUGAUUGGCACAAUUGACAGUGAUUGACAGGCGUCCGUGGAAACUACACAACCAAUCUGCCAAGUCCAAUAGAAAAUCAGAAGCGGGCAGCACGUCUUUUCCCUCCUCGAAAUAUAUCUUCAUUCUUGUGCCACAAUCUCGUGUCCUCCAACCGAGGCAGCUGCGGUUAGCUGCAGCGACAACUCUUAUUUCUCUGCAUCGUUUAACGUCGAUCAGCUGAAUCUGGAAUUGCCUUUUUGUCUGGAUUCGACUGGGAGAUAGCCUAAUAAAGCACGACGCUGUGCUAGAGGCAGAGAGGACUCCGAAAGGGAAACAGAAGCCUUCAUGUUUCAGUUGCCAAUCUUGAAUUUUAGUCCCCAGCAGGUAGCGGGGGUAUGCGAGACUCUGGAAGAGAGCGGAGACAUCGAGCGUCUCGGCCGCUUCCUUUGGUCGCUGCCCGUCGCACCCGCUGCCUGCGAGGUGCUUAACCGAAAUGAGUCUGUGCUGCGGGCUCGGGCCAUCGUAGCCUUCCACACUGGGAAUUUCCGGGAGCUUUACCACAUUCUUGAGAACCACAAGUUCACCAAAGAGUCCCACUCCAAAUUGCAAGCACUUUGGCUGGAGUCACACUACCAGGAGGCAGAGAAGCUCCGAGGCCGCCCGCUAGGACCAGUGGACAAAUACCGGGUGCGAAAGAAGUUCCCUCUGCCUGAAACUAUUUGGGAUGGAGAACAAAAGACACACUGCUUUAAAGAAAGGACCCGACAUUUACUACGAGAAUGGUAUCUUCAGGACCCAUAUCCGAACCCAAGUAAAAAGAGAGAGCUUGCACAAGCUACGGGACUCACUCCCACUCAAGUGGGGAAUUGGUUUAAAAAUCGAAGACAAAGGGACAGAGCGGCGGCCGCUAAAAACAGGUUACAACAGCAGGUGUUGUCAAAUGGCUCGGUUCGGUCCUUAACUGGGGAGGAUGGUGCUGUAGACCGACUGGGGAACGCGUCGAGCCCUGAAGCAAGUCUGUCGAGCAAAGCCGCUGCAUCGGCUAUCUCCAUCACUUCAAGUGACAGUGAAUGUGACAUCUAACAUCGCACCACGAACAGCCCCACUGGCUAUAUGGGAAGACUAUGAGAAAAUGAACACAUUACGAAGGAAAUCGAGACAGACAAUCAUCAAGAUAAACAAGCACAUCAGUGCCUGCCUUAACUUAUCAGAGGCCGUUUUUUCAAGGCUGUCACAGCAGCCCGGAAUCUUGGGAUUCACGGAAUGCUUUAUCUUGAAAAUGUAUUCAAGUCGUUUUUUCCCUCCAGAGCAAAAUGGGGCAAAAACAAUGACAUUAGAACAAAUCCUAUCUGUAUUGAAACUACUUUUGUAAGCAAAAUCGGGUGCCUCAAACAAAUAGGUGCUCCAUGCCCACUCUUUAUUCAUUUUGAAAAAGACUUGGUGAACAAUUUUACCUCCCAGGAUUUCUAAUGUGUUUAUGCAUUAAAUUGUUGCUCUUAUAGA
This is a messenger RNA of Xyrauchen texanus (razorback sucker), 1485 nucleotides long. It is a transcript of the gene six6b, whose product is annotated as SIX homeobox 6b. The coding region runs from base 328 to 1065 and encodes 245 amino acids. The transcript has 2 exons. Gene Ontology annotation, molecular function: DNA-binding transcription factor activity, RNA polymerase II-specific; RNA polymerase II cis-regulatory region sequence-specific DNA binding. NCBI's taxonomy places the organism in Eukaryota, Metazoa, Chordata, Actinopteri, Cypriniformes, Catostomidae. Gene Ontology annotation, cellular component: nucleus; transcription regulator complex. The record is from RefSeq and is a predicted model, not a curated record. Gene Ontology annotation, biological process: eye development; regulation of transcription by RNA polymerase II.